AUGGCUGAUGACCUUGACGCCGAGUUGCUCGCCCUGGCGGGUGAUGACGCCUCAGAUGAAGAGGCCUCUCCCCCUCCUCGCAAGCUCUCUUCCGCAUCUCCUGCUCGCUCUACCUCACCACGGUCUCCCGAACCAACGUCAGCAAUGGCCCGAAAAGGCACUGCGAAAGCCGUUCGUCGUCCCCGAAAGUCGCGGAGAGGUGAUGAUGAGGAGGAAGAUGGAGAAAUAUCCGCCGCCGAUUCUCUCAACUCAGCUAGCAUGUCUGAAUCAGAGGCAGCAUCUGAUUCUGAGGGCUCGGACGCAGGAGUUGACGAUGAGGGCCCGCUUUACCCCUACGACAAGCUGUACCAUUCGGCACAGGACAAGAAAGAUAUCAUGGCGAUGCCCGAGAUUCAGAGGGAACAGCUUUUAUCCGAACGUGCGCAAGAGGUAGACCGCCACAACCAGGAUCUCGCCCUUCGCCGUUUGUUGGCUUCACGAGAGAGGGAAGAAGCUCGUAAAGCAAAGAAAAACAAGCGCAAAGCAAGUGCUGCAAGCCUGGACGAAGGCCACCGCAAGAGUUCUCGGCAAAAGACAACGCUUGGAGGUCGUAGGGUCGGCGAGGCUUCAGAGGCAAUCGAGGCGUACAAGCGGCAGCGAGAGCAGAAGGGCAAGCGUGACGAAUUACGCCGUCGGGAUCCGAUGACAAAGGACCUUAAGUCGAGAUCACGAGUCUCAGACGAUGAUGCAGAAGGUGACAGCGAGGUUGAAUGGGAUAACCGUGAACGCUCGCCAACACCACCUAAAGAUGACCCUCCAGCUGAUAUUCGCGAUUUUCAACGGGUGCGUAUCGGCAGAACAAACUUUGCACAGGUUUGUUUCUAUCCUGGGUUCGAAGCCGCCAUGACUGGGUGCUAUGUCCGUCUCAAUGUUGGACCAAACAGUAGCGGUGUCAAUGAGUAUCGGCUUGCAUUGGUUACAAAAAUCGAGGAAGGGAAAAAAUACGCUUUGGAGGGAGCGAACGGUCGGUCAUUUACUACAGACCAGUACGCCGUCCUAGCGCAUGGAAAAACUACACGCUCGUUUCCGUUCAUUGCUUGCUCCGACUCUCCCUUUACAGAUGCCGAAUUUAACAGGUACCGGCAGGUAAUGACUGUUGAAGAUUGCAAGAUGCCGACUCAGUCCCAGCUUACCAAGAAAGUAAUGGACAUCAAUCGUUUAAUCAACCACAAAUUUACCAACGAGGAAUUGAACGAGAAGCUACGCAAACAGGGGUCUUCAGACUCUAAGACGACGUUCUUCAAACGAGUCGACAUUGAGAAGAAAUUGAAACUUGCCCAAGAAAUCGGUGAUAAUGAUGAGGUAGAGAGAUUGCAACGCGAACUCGCCAACCAAGCCCCGAAACUCGCAUUCGGAUCCAAUGCCAAACCUCGUGCAGAGAAACUUUCCGAGCACGAACGUUUGGCUCAACUGAACCUGCGGAACCAAAAGCUCAACUACGAGAACGUUCGCCGUGCACAAUUAGAGGAGCGGAAGGCCAGUCGGAAAGCCGCCGCGGCCGCUGCACGUGGCGAAGCUACCAUCAACCCUUUCUUACGUGUCAAAACUCUCGCAAAAACUCACCACGAUGUCAAUGGGUCAACGCCUAAAGCGGAAGAUAACAAUAGUCGCAGCGUAACACCUGCCUCUGGUACACCGAAAGCCAACACACCUGGUGGCACGCCGUCUAGUUCGCAAAAUAAGCAAUCCCAAGGUGGUGCAAAGAUCCGCCAUCGCAACAUGGACGAUGAAAACAUUGCAGCUCUGGACCUUGACAUUGACAUCGAGAUUUAA
This is a messenger RNA of Aspergillus puulaauensis, 1812 nucleotides long. RefSeq names its product RNA polymerase-associated protein. The coding region runs from base 1 to 1812 and encodes 603 amino acids. The record is from RefSeq and is a predicted model, not a curated record. Gene Ontology annotation, molecular function: DNA binding; RNA polymerase II C-terminal domain phosphoserine binding. The transcript is spliced from 4 exons. Lineage: Eukaryota; Fungi; Ascomycota; Eurotiomycetes; Eurotiales; Aspergillaceae. Gene Ontology annotation, cellular component: Cdc73/Paf1 complex.